Cuscuta europaea is the source of this 2481-nucleotide messenger RNA. Lineage: Eukaryota; Viridiplantae; Streptophyta; Magnoliopsida; Solanales; Convolvulaceae. The record is from the annotation of a GenBank genome assembly.
AUAAAUUUUCAAGAUCUAAAAGCCAAGUUGAGAGCGUCUCUCACUAGUCCGUAAAUCACUGUUCAUUGCAGUUUACGACUCUAGCUUCUUGGCUAUGGAUCGAGCUAUUCUUCGAGUUUUAUGACUGCCUUUUGCUUGACAUAAGAUAGGAAUCGCUCCUAGAUGCUAAGUCGUGCUUGGAUUUGUUUUCAGGUUGGGAUUUGAAGACCAAUUUUAGCAAUAAACGAUUUGAAUUUCUGAUAAAACACUGUUCAUGUCCGGAACCGUUUUGCCUCCUUGCUGAAAAUUUCACGAUUCUUUUUUGUUUUGGAGCAUGGUAUGAUGUUCGCCAUCACCAGAUGAAGCUUUUCGUAUACUUUUGAGCUGCUGCUGUAAGGAGUUCUCAGUUUGAAGUACUGUUCAAAACUCGUAAUAUACCCUGCGAACUCGGAAAUUUGUAUGGCCGGUAAGAAAGCGGGGAAAGGCGGCGCUACUCCCUCCAUGAGUACCAGGUCUAGAGCUUCAGCGGGUUUCAGUGUUCUGGAAGAUCUGGAUGUCGAUUUCCCUAUCCUACAAGCUGGGAAUGGGAAGCUGACACAGGGGAGUCCGGCAGGUUCUAGGAUUGAAAAUCCUUCCACUGACCUGCAGGUAUCUUCUAAUCCUGGUAACAAACAGGUCACUGCUGGGAUUGGGAAGCUGACACAGGGGAGUCCGGCAGGUUCUGGGAUUGUUUAUGAAACUUCUGCCACUGAGCCGCAGGUUAAUUCUAAACCUGGGAACAAGCAGGUGACUGCUGCUAUGCUAACAUCUUCUGGAAAGCAGGGGACUGAUACAGUUGCUCUUUCUGCUCCAGGAGAGAAUGAUAACAUUAAGGUUUCGAUUGCUUCUGCUGUUGUAACUCCUACAGCAGCUCCCAAAUCCCAAACAGUUAUGAAACCAUGGUCUAACCUGUUCAAGGAUAACCGAGCUCCGGCCCACGGCAUCAAACUAAAAUACAUCCCGCCGAAAGGUAACUCCUUGGAUUUCGCUGGGAGGGUACUACCAUCCAUGAUUGAUAUGUGGGGCCAUUGCCUUGUUGGAUGCUUUACGGGUACAUUCCCUGGCCUUAAAGCUAUUUAUGAACUGAGGGAAAAAUGGGGAGUAAGAUGCCUAAUUAGGCCCCAUGACAAGGGAUGGGUUAUUUUCAAAUUCCAAAAUGAAGUUGAUAGAGCUAAAGUUCUCAAUGAAGGGCCGUAUAAUAUUUUUGGGAAACUCUUAAUGUUGAAGGAACUUGGUGAUGAUUUUUCGUUUGACGAUGAAGAAUUUUUAAAGGUACCGAUUUGGGUCAAAUUCCCUAAUCUACCGCUAAAACUUUGGAAUGAUGAGGCUAUGAGCGAAAUAGCAUCUAUGGUUGGGGUUCCAUUAACCACGGACAAGGUUACCCAGGAAAAAAUUAACCACCACUUUGCUAGAGUGCUGAUCGAGGUGGAUAUUUCGAAGCCACCACCACUUUCAUUUCCUAUACGGUUACCCUCCCGAAAGGUAUUCAAUCAAACCGUGGUUUAUGAAACUUUCCCGAAUUUUUGUUUUCAUUGCAAAGAAUAUGGGCACCACCCAUUUAUUUGCAAAAAACUAGCUGAGAAGGAACGGGAAGCAACUAUCCCCGAAAUAGAAACAGUUAAAGAUGCAGAGCCUGAGAAGACAACACUUGAUCCACCUGCUGCUGCUCCGGCUUCUCUGGAGACUGCCGUUCCCGAACCGGGAACUACUACUCUAGCCUGUCUGGUGGCUGCUACGCCGCAAAGAGCUGCUUCUUUUUCUGCGGUUGCAAUCUCUGCUGCAACUUCUCAAGCUGCUGAUCAUGCUUCACUUGCUGCUGCACCUGCCGCUGCAAUCCCCGCUGCUGCCCAUGCGCCGCAACCUCCUGCUGUUCAUGCGUCGCAACUUACUGCUGGAGUUGACAUUGAAAUGAAGGUUGGAAGGGAGCCUGAUGUGCUUAAAACUGCUGCACCUGUACCCCAGGUUGCUGCCAAACGGAAUAAAAAGAAAAAGAUGAACACGGGCAGGACGAAGACUAUAAAAUCUGCUGCUAGAGCACCAAAAAGGAUUGAACAUGAGAGCUCAGGAGAGACAGACAGCUCUUGGGAGGAGGACUUGGGGUCGGACUUUGAUGAAGUUUAUAUGGAUGGUAAAGUGUUCACGAUUAGAAAAGAUGCUAAAGUGUGCAGAAAUAGAAUGAUACGGAGAAUUCCAGGCUUAAGUUGGGAGGAUACAUUUACUAAAAAGAAGAUGGCUCUUCCUGAAUUUUUUAGGAAUCGGACAGAUGGGAAGAAGUAAAUGACUGGAAUAGUUAGUCAGUUUAUUUUUUGACUUUGUGAUUUGGGGGCUGUCCAAUUUUUAUAAUUGAAUUAUUAUAUCUAGGUUAGUCUUCUCUAGCUUAGAUAGUCAUUGAGGUCUUUUUUGAUGCAUUGUAAAAUGCUAUUUUUGGGUGCUUUUAUAUAUACUUACAUUUCAUCCAAAAAA